CAACUCUCAAAGCUUACCCAUGCUUUUAUAAACAAGCCUGUUCUCUAGCCUGGGCAUUUGCUUUUUCUUUUGUUCCCUCCUUAGGCGCUCUACCCUCGAGGGAAAUCAUCCAUCUAGCCAGUUCCGACACCGGUUAUCAGAGCUCUACAAAAGCCAUAUGCUGCCGACACAUUAUCUGGAUUCUGCCUGUCCUUUUUUGACCUGUUUCGUACGGGCCAUCCGUGCGAUCAAGUGGCGUUGAGCGAUACAACUCUUGCAUAAUUUAACAUAAUUCAACUCACCAACCCACCUGAGAUCAUCAUGACUGGACUCACCGAAAAGGACCAGCCGUUUGGCGAAGCCGGGGCCUUCAAGCCUGGAGAUAAUGUCGACCUAGAACGACGUGGUUCGACCACCGUUGCUGGUCGCAAGAUGAGCAGGAUCGGCCCGCCUCCAAGAAAAAGCUCCAUUGUGCCCGUUUCUGACGACAAUGGAAUCGUUGAUGAAUACGGCAAGCUCGUGGAAAUGGAAGCUGGCGAUGCGAUCAAAUAUCGAACCUGCUCAUGGCAAAAGACUGCUGCUCUACUCUUCUCAGAGUAUAUCUGUUUGGCCAUCAUGUCGUUCCCAUACUCGUACUCGGUGCUUGGCCUUGUACCCGGCCUCAUCUUGACCGUGGUACAAGCCGCAUUCGUGCUUUACACUUCGCUCGUUGUUUGGGAAUUCUGUUUGCGACAUCCUGAAAUUAGAGAUGUCUGUGACAUUGGGCAAAUGCUCUUCUGGGGCUCCAAGUGGGCUUGGUAUUUCACGGCCGUCAUGUUCUUGCUCAACAACACCUUCAUCCAAGGUCUCCACGUCCUCACCAUUUCGAGAUACUUGAACACCAUGAGCGGCCAUAGCAUGUGCACGGUCGGCUUCGCCGCGAUCGGCGCCGUUGUUUGCUGGCUUUGCUCUAUGCCACGAACAUUCAGCGCCUUGUCCAAGCUCGGCGCCAUUUCUGCCUUCACCACUUUCAUCAGUGUCAUUCUUGCCGCGGCCUUCGCUGGCGCGGAAGGCAAGCACGGCACUGCCGGCUACAACCCAGAUCCAAACCACAUCAACGCCAACGGCGUGAAAAUGGGUGGCGAGCCAUUAGUUCUUGUUGUUCCUCUCGCCGGAACCACUUUCGUCUCCGGCAUGAACGCCUUCUUGAACAUCAGUUACACCUUCAUCGGCCAGAUCACCCUGCCUAGCUUCAUCGCUGAAAUGAGAAAUCCUUACGACUUUCGAAAGGCUAUUUGGGUCGUCACCAUUUGCGAAAUCAUCUUGUUCAGCUUGGUUGGUGGUAUUGUCUAUGGCUACACGGGCACACAAUACAACACUGCGCCGGCCUUCUAUUCGCUCGGCAAUGAAGUCUACAAGAAAGUCAGCUUCUCCUUCAUGAUCCCGACCUUGAUUUUCUUGGGCGUUCUGUACGCCUCGGUCUCGGCACGCUUCGUUUUCUUCCGCCUCUUCGAGGGUACUCGGCACAAGUCCUCGCACACAGUCGUCGGAUGGGCCGCGUGGGCCGGUAUCCUGGCAGUCACUUGGAUCGUCGCAUUCAUCGUUGCGGAAGUUAUUCCCUUCUUCGCCGAUCUCUUGGCCCUGAUGAGCAGUUUGUUCGAUUCGUUCUUCGGUUGGAUCUUCUGGGGCGUCGCGUACCUACGCAUGCGCCAGGCCGACUUGGGGCAGGGCUUCUACAAGAAGCGAGGUAUCCGUGGCUGGAUCGGGUUCUUGAUGAACAUCUUUAUCAUCAUUGUCGGAUUCUACUUUUUGGGCGUGGGGACUUAUACCUCCGUCGAAAGUAUCAUCCUCGACUACGAUGCUGGAAACGUCAAGGGCGUCUUCACGUGUGCGAACAACGGCUAAGGUUUUCGAACACUGCACUUGGGCCGCUACGAAUCACUUUUGCCUGCCUGCUUCUUCAGCAACAGAGCUUUGACUCUUCUGGACGACACGGCAAUGAGAUUUGUGGUCGACAACAGGAUGGUGUCUGAACAUUUCGACAUCUGAAGGAAAAUAACGAAAAGAAUGAUCCUGGUCAUGACAUGGGGAAAGUGGCCACGUAAACACGAACUUGGAAAUGGUAUAAACCUUUGGAUCAAACUAAAAAUACGAGGGUGAUGCGUUACAUGAUUGAGACUGUAGUGGGCAGUCUGGAGUACAGCAGGUAUAGAUCGAAAAGGGAAAUGAAAUCAAUCUUUCACCCUCUCGAUCAUCUAUGAAUAAGUCACACCUUUUGAGGGGGGUGAAUGUUUUGGCUGCGGAAGGGGCACUAUUCUGGCCUGCAACAGUUGUGUGUGCAUGCGCAUCAAAAUUGACCGCAGGAUUCUAUCUCUAAGUUAGUAUACCUCACACUGCUCCUGUCGGAUUCGUGAUCGGCAACGAAAGUGUGCGGGACGAGUAAAAAUGCCCUGCCUGUUGUGCCCGAC
Molecule: messenger RNA, 2426 nt
Organism: Exophiala xenobiotica
Lineage: Eukaryota; Fungi; Ascomycota; Eurotiomycetes; Chaetothyriales; Herpotrichiellaceae
Exons: 6
Coding region: 301-1863 (520 amino acids)
Biological process (GO): amino acid transmembrane transport
Cellular component (GO): vacuolar membrane
Molecular function (GO): amino acid transmembrane transporter activity
Source: RefSeq, a predicted model, not a curated record